Messenger RNA from Cydia strobilella, 964 nucleotides. RefSeq lists its product as uncharacterized. The coding region runs from base 206 to 964 and encodes 252 amino acids. NCBI's taxonomy places the organism in Eukaryota, Metazoa, Arthropoda, Insecta, Lepidoptera, Tortricidae. The record is from RefSeq and is a predicted model, not a curated record. The transcript has a single exon.
GAAGAGGGUAGGCAAAGAAAACGAGUAACACAUCAUCUGUUUAAAUAUUUUAUUUUUAACUAGUAAAAGUAAUUAUUUUAGCCAAAAUUUUAUGUUAAUUUAAUGUUGAGGUGAUAAAAGCUACCUACCAGCAGUUCUCUUAACUUUUCUCUUAAAUCUGAACCAACUUAACCUUCACACCACUAAGGUCACUGUCACUGACACAAUGGAGUCAAUUCAGAAGUCCAUGAAGGAAAUGUCGGAGGAGUUCAACUUGAAGAUGGCGGAGUUCCAGGGCCAGAUAGACAAAGCCACUCCAGGUAGUCCCACUGUGGCAUCUGUUGCUUCGCAGUUUGAGGCCUUCCGAGCCUUCAUUUUGAAGUCUCUGGAGGUCCUGCAGCAACAAGUGGAGUUCCUGGCCCAGCAAGUAGACGCCCUGGAGAUGCGCUCACGGCGGAAGAUACUCCUUUUUCAUGGCGUGGCUGAGGUUAGUGGAGAGGAUACAUCGGCACGAGUUGUCGAGUUGAUGAAGGAACAUCUUCAGUGUGACCUGGCUAUAGAGGACAUCGCUCGGAGUCAUCGCAUGGGUCGGCCUCGAAGCAACCAAACUAGAUGCAUAUUGGUCAAAUUUCGCGAAUUAUCCGAUCGCAACAACAUCUGGUUUGGCAAAACCAAAUUGAAGGGCUCCGGGGUGGUAAUGUCGGAGUUCUUAACAGCGCCUCGACAUGAUCUCUUUAUGGCGGCCAGGGAGCGUUUCGGAGUCCGAAACUGCUUUACACGAGACGGCAACAUCUACGUUUUGGGCAAAGAUGGUAAACGCAGCUGCGUGUCUCGUCGUGCAGGUUUCGACCUUGUACAGGUCGCGGCGUCGGCGGAGCCGGCCCCCAAGGCAAGUGACAAAGGUGCCCCAGGUCAAACCACGACUACUGCGAGUCAACGAGCCGGAAAGGUGAAACGGCAAGCCACUAUAAAGCCUCGAGCCUGA